CAACAAAUGAGCAUUCACCCAGUAGAGAGAGAAACGGCAUUAAUAAGAGGAACAGGGGGGAGAGAGGACAGCUACUAAGUUCUCUAUAUAUAUACAGAGGGGUCUAGAGAGAGAGAGAGUGAAGAAGGGAGAGAAGAUGGGUUCUGAGGAGGCGGGUGGUGAGUUCUAUGUGAGGUAUUAUGUGGGUCACAAGGGGAAGUUUGGGCAUGAGUUUCUGGAAUUCGAGUUCAGGCCUGAUGGGAAGCUCAGAUAUGCAAACAACUCCAACUACAAAAACGAUACUAUGAUCAGAAAGGAAGUCUUUGUCACUCCCGCUGUCAUAAGAGAAUGCCGCCGCAUCAUAGCGGAGAGCGAGAUAAUGAAGGAAGAUGACAAUAACUGGCCAGAGCCCGAUCGCGUGGGUCGGCAAGAGCUUGAGAUUGUGAUGGGAAAUGAGCACAUCUCAUUUACAACCUCCAAGAUUGGCUCUCUUAUGGACGUUCAAAGCAGCAAAGACCCGGAAGGCCUCCGAAUCUUCUAUUACCUCGUCCAGGAUCUCAAGUGCUUUGUAUUCUCUCUCAUCGCGUUGCAUUUCAAGAUCAAGCCUAUCUAGACGUAAAGACUGGCCCUCAGCAGAUUUUGAUGUAUUGUGUCCAUGGGGAAUUCUAGUAUUGAGAUUGCAAACGUUAUCUGGCGUUCAAAGUUAUAGUUUUGUCGCAUGAAGUAAUAUGAUACUGGUUCAUAGAUUUAGAGCCAUUUGGCUUUCAUUUGAGUUCUUUUGAUUGAAUUGUGUAGUUCUUUUUUCUCCUUUUCUUUUCUUUUGACAACAAUUGGGAUUGUGUGGUUCUUGUUCCCGGAAGUUCAAUUUGUAGUGGGUUCAGAGGCCUCUUUUUU
Messenger RNA from Amborella trichopoda, 873 nucleotides. It is a transcript of the gene MAGO, whose product is annotated as mago nashi family protein. The record is from RefSeq and is a predicted model, not a curated record. Gene Ontology annotation, biological process: RNA splicing. NCBI's taxonomy places the organism in Eukaryota, Viridiplantae, Streptophyta, Magnoliopsida, Amborellales, Amborellaceae. Gene Ontology annotation, cellular component: exon-exon junction complex; nucleus.